Messenger RNA from Pseudogymnoascus verrucosus, 4293 nucleotides. RefSeq lists its product as uncharacterized. The transcript has 2 exons. Bases 1 to 4293 code for a protein of 1430 amino acids. The record is from RefSeq and is a predicted model, not a curated record. NCBI's taxonomy places the organism in Eukaryota, Fungi, Ascomycota, Leotiomycetes, Thelebolales, Thelebolaceae.
AUGGCCGAGACUCGCCGGAUUGGGGACAGGAACAACCUCCUGAUUACCUAUAUGCGUCUCAAUCAUCCCCGGCUUUGCUUGAUCAUAGAAGAUAUUUGCUACCCGUCCGCCGUCUUAUUGAUUUCGAACCGCUUAGGCAACCCAACACUGGAUAUCAGCACGGCCGAGACUCGCCGCCUUGGGGUCAGCCACUACCUCUUCAUCAUCCCAUACGACGACACUUUCCUAACAGCUCGCCGCCUUUACGAUAUUGAGCUAGUCAGUCAACCUAGCGUAUCAUCUCUAUCUGAUCGAAGCUGGCCAGAUUGGGGGAAAGAGCCAUUUUUUCAAUUGCCAGAUGCAACAGGAGUGGUUCCGCGAGAAUGGUAUGCGCCGGAAUUUCAGAUUGUCUACUCCAAUGGGUGGAUUAAUGCGAUACCCGUUCGCCCGUUGGGCUAUGACUGGACCAUGCUACCUGUCCAGCCCUCUCAAUAUGACAGAGACUCCCUAGUCAGCGAAGAUUCUGAACCCCUACCCAUUAAUGGACUUGGUUCAUUAAAAGAUCCUCAAAAGUACAAAUGGCUAAGGGCCCAUCACAGAUCGAUGUCAAUUGAGCGUGCUUGUAAGGCCUGGGAAUAUGAGUUAAGAAACGGUGACCCGAACUCAGAUCCAAUCGAUGCCGACACCAAGAGCCUCUUUGGCUCACUCGAAAGAUUGGAAACGAGCUUCGUGGAGAAUCAGCCAGGGAUAGACGCACCACAAGAAUCGUUUGUUAAACAGCCACCUAAACGGUACAAAAUCAGUGAGAUGCCUCAAGACGAUCUGCAAUCGAAAACAUCGGAAAAAGCCGACAAAGAGGAGUUGCCUUUCUGGCUUGGACCUAGGUUGGGUAUUCGUUUGCCGCCGGGCAUGGUAAACCUGGCCGCGCCGCACAUCCCGCAUUAUCUAGUGCGUACACUCGAAGAUCCGCUCAGGUUUCUCCCUUCAAAGCUUCGGUUCAAGAGGAAUUUCCCAUUCAAAAAUGUCAUUCCAAAGAAAGGUCAAAUCGGCCUCCAUCCAGCUUUCCGUACCGCCGCACCAGAAAUCAUUCUCCAGGCAGAAAGGGAUCUCGAACUUGCCAAAGAACGUCAGUUCCAAACUCCGGAGGAAGCAUGGAGGUCUCCUAUUAUAGGUGAAUUCGACGGCGAUACUGGGAGAGAGCCCCUGUGGGAAUAUCCACGGACCACAGCUUCUGAUGGUGGAAGUCUCACCAGCGAGCUCGACGCUCUUGACCAGUUUAUGUGGGGGGAAUAUCCGUUCACCUCAGUUUCCCAGCGUGGAAGUCUCACCGACGACGAGCUUCAAGGUUUGGACCAGUUGAUACCGGAAACCCACAGUCGCAGUGCCGAUGAAGGGAGCUUCAUCUCAGUGUUCUUCGACCAGGCAGAGGCAUUGGCCGAUGUAGAAGAAGUCACAAUGUUGUCCGACGGAACUGAGGCAUUCCCAGCUGUAGACGAAGCCAUAAUGUUUUCGAACGAAUUCAUGGAAUCUCCAGACACAGGCCCCAUCACAAUGUUCCCUGGCCGAGACAUCGAACUCGACCAAGGCCCAAUAUCUUCGGAUCAUGUCAUGCAAUCCCCUAUGGUAGGACCUGUCUCGAUGGAAUCUCCCAUUGGAAACCAAGCCGCAACGGUUGAGCAUGAAGGCUCGGAGAGUUCAAUUGAAGGCCAGGAGUCAGGUUACUACUUUGGCCAAGGCAUGGAAUACAUCACUGGGGAAAUAUCUUUGCCGGCUGAUCCCAAUGCGGCCCCAUCAUACCCUCCUCCAUCGCAUAAAAAUACCUACCCAGAAUCGCCGUCGCUCUCGAAGAGACAUCUCCGCAAAGGCACAGAAUCUCCCAUUGAGGACGAAGACUCAGUAUUUUCAGUCCUUGAAAUGGCAUAUCGCAAACCAAACUGUGCUCCAAUAGUUUCUGACCAAGACACGGAACAUCAGAUUGAAGGCCAAGACCAAGAGGAAACGUCCUCUGGCGAAAGCAUCGAAUCAUCAUUCGUAUUGCAUGAGGAUCUCCCUAUCAUCAGGUGGUUAUACGGCUACUGGGAUGAGGACUCAGAGCCAGAGGGCCAGCCCUCCUCAUUGAAGCAAGUUGAUAAGGACAGAGACCGCUUUAAGCGCAAUAGUGCAGACUUUGCCCGUCUUCCACCUAUUGAUUUUACCAAACCCUACAACGACUUCUGCAAAACCCAAUUUGGUUCACUGCUAACCGGCGGUGGCUUGCAAGAUUACAAACUUGCCGACGAAAAGAAGGUUGAGAAAAGGACGGAAGUAGCUGAUGAUCCGCUAGAGACAACCGAGGUUUAUUGGCCCCAAGAACACGAGGCGCACAUGCGAGAACUCUUCGCAGAGAUUGAGCUGGAGGGUGCCACACGGAUCUUGACAACUUGGCAAGAAGUGUAUGUAGAGCGAGGGGAAGAGGGGGAAACCAAAGAGGAAGGAGCCCAAGAGAAGCAAACUGAGACCGCUUUGGAAGACAGCAAGGAAAACAAAACGCAAGAGCUGGCUGUUCUACUAGAACAAAAGUAUUCACAGGUGAAGAGCUGGUUUGGAGGAUUCACCACCAGGGAGGGAAAUAAAAAGGAGCGAAGAAAAUCCCAGGCCGCUGAGCCGGAGCCGAAAGGUAAACUAAUGGGCUGGAUUGGAGGAUUAACUAGCGCAAGGGAGAAACCAACCCUUGAAUCAUUCGGAGACAGUUCCGGAUCUGUACCCCCAGGACCCGCUGAUCAAUUGGUGCGAAAGAAUUCCAAGAGGGUAUCCUGGCUUGGAGGAUCGCCUGCGAAGAAGCAAAAGCAAACCGAGGAAGUAUUCGGGGAUAGCCAGGAGAAGAUAGAGACAGAGCUUAUCCAUCCAUUGGAGAGAAAGGGAUCGAAACGGAGGAGUUGGUUUGCAGGCCAUUCUACUAAAAAGCAGGAGCAAACCGAGGAAGUGCUUGGGGACAGCCAGGAAAAGACAGAUCCAGGGGUUGCUCAACCAUUGGAGCGAAAGCGUUCAAAGCGGGCAAGCUGGUUUGGAGGACAUCCUGCUGAGAAAGAGGUACGAACUUCGGAAGAUAGCUAUGAAAUGUUAAUCCAAGAGGAAGUUCAUCCAUUGGAGCGGAAGGGAUCGAAACGGAGGAGUUGGUUGCCAGGACAUAUCGCUGAGAAGGAAGAACAAACUAAACCAGAUUCAGAAGACAGCAAGUUAACUCCAGCGUCUGUACAUCCACUGGAGCGAAAGGGCUCGAAGCGAAGGAGUUGGCUUCCAGGACAUUCCGCCGAGAUGGAGCUACAAACUUCAGAGGAUAGCCACGGAAAGACAGCCCAGGGGAAUGUUCAACCACUAGAGCGAAAGGGUUCGAAGCAGAGGAGUUGGCUUCCAAGACAUCCCCCUGAGAGGGAGGUACAGACUUCAGAUGAUAGCCACGGAAAGAUAAUCCAGGAGAAUGUUCAACCACUUGAGCGAAAGGCUUCAAAGCGGAGGAGUUGGUUUCUUGGACAUAAUAUUGAAAAGGAAGACCAAACCCAACGCCGUUCGGAAGACAGCUAUGGAAAGUCUACCCAAGCAUCUGCCAAUCCACUGGAACGGAAGGCUUCAAAGCGAAGGAGCUGGUUCCCAGGACAUCCCUCCCGGAAGGAAGGUCAAAUCAAAGGAGAUUCAGGAGAAAGCUGUGGAAUGUCAACCCAAGCGUCUCUCAAUCUGCUGGAACGGAAGGCCUCCAAGCGAAGGAGUUGGUUUCCAAGGAGUUCCACCGAGAAGGAGGUACGAAGUUCAGAAGACAGCCAUGGGAAGUCAACUCAAGGCUCUGGUAACCCACUGGAGCGGAAGGCUUCGAAACGGAGGAGCUGGUUUGGAAUGGUACCCCCGGAGAACGAGGAGCCAACCGAAGAUGCUUUGGAAGGCAACGAUGAAAACUUACCUCAGGGACCUGUUACUCCAUUAGAGCGAAAACGCUCAAAACGAAGGAGUUGGUUUGGAAUAACACCUGCUAAGAAGACCGAACAAACCCAAGAAGACUUCGACGGCAGUAAGGAAGAGAUAACCCAGGGAACAGCGGAACCAUCAGAGCAAAUUCUAGCGAAGCGGGCGAGCUGGCUGGGAGGAUUGAAUACACAGAAAGAGAAACAAACUAAGAAAGUCCCAGAUGACAGUCAGGACAAGAUAACUCAGGGACCAGCAGAUCAUCCAGAGCGAAAGCAUAGGAAGAGGGCGAGCUUGUUUGGAUUACCCAGCGAGAAAGAGAAGACCGAGCAGGAAAAUCAAGAGGAGCGGAAACGGAAGCGGAGCACCUGGUUUGUUUAA